UGAUAUUGAAGGGAGUUCUAUCUGAUCAUGUGCGUUGCAACUGCAACGGCAUGCCCCUGGUAUGAUUGACUAGGCAACUUCAAUCUCAAAACCGAAUCCUUUCCGUCUUACCUGCAGGCACGGAUACGUACUCGUCUGAGCCGACCACGUGAUCUGUGGCUGGAGAUCCGCUCCGGAAACUGCAGCCUGGCUGCUGCUCUACUUCCGGCAGUGCUGCAAGGAAGCUCACCCACCAAUCAAUGCCCGCACUCUGGUCACUCCCGUCAUUCCCCUGCAUUCGGCGGCUGACGAAUUGAUGUGACCAAGGUGGCAUUCCGCAUCUCGACAACCCUCCCUUCGACUGAACUCCGACCACGUUUGCUAUCUUCGUUCCUGUCGCACAGCGCACUUGCUGCAUCUUUCGCCUCAACAUCGAUUAUCCAGCAGUCGCCUGUUGUCAAUUGAUGUCGUAGCAUCUCGUCGCAUCCUGUCGCAUCCCGUCGCAUCCCACCCUUUUCCGCGCCCCGAGGCGCUUCCAACCGUUGCGAACGAACGUUGACGCUCAUUCCAACUCCGGCCCUUCUUCCCCGGCAUUGAGCCGAAACAUAAUCAUGCACCUCCCGCAUUCCUCGACUUUACUUCUGCUUCUAGCAGCUACAAUAGCUCGCGCCGCCGACACUUCAACGCCUUCUACGACUACAAGCCCCCCGGCAUGUACUGCAGCAUCUAAGAGCGGCACUGGGGCUUUCUAUGACUUGAGGCCGGACAUCGCCGUCAAGACCGAGGAGGGCAAGUCGUCCAAGGGAAGCGUCACCACAGACUACCACGCUAGAGGUUGGGAUUAUGGCCGCAACUUCACUCUCAACAUCUGCGCUCCUGUCCUUGAAGCGCUUGAUGACGUGGAAGGGUUGACAAAGAGCGAGGCCAAGAACGUCAGCGCUUACUACACAUACAAGGGGGAGACUUACUCGAUAGGCUCAUCGUCUAUGGACAUUCAGAGUCGAGGGCGUAUACUAGUUCUCCAGUACAAGAACGGCUCGCCCUGCGACAAGUCCAAGUCCAAGUCCAAGCGAUCCAAGGCCCACGACGGCGCAUCUUAUAACAAGUAUUCCGACGACGACGAAACGACGGCUUCUAGCUCCUUCGGCAAGAGCGAGAAGAAGGUUUCGGCUGAAAAGGACGACUCAGAUUCGACCCCCCGUCGCAAAUCAGCCACUAUCUCGUUCCACUGCGAUACCGAGCAGGUCGGCGGAGCCGCCCACAUCUCUUUCGUCGGCUCCGACCCGGAUGAUUGCGCCUACUUCUUCGAGGCUCGUUCGCAGCACGCUUGCCCGCGUGCGGAGCCCCAUCAACCGGGCAGCGUCGGUCCCGGCAGCGUCUUCGCCAUCAUCUUCGUCAUUGCCGUCCUCGUCUACUUUGGCGGUGGCGUCUUCUACCAAAGAACUGUUGCGCAUGCACGCGGCUGGAGACAGCUUCCCAACUACAGUCUAUGGGCCGGCAUUUGGAGCUUUGUCAGUGACAUCUUCGUCAUCGCAACGUCUUCAUGUGCCCAACUUCUGCCCGGGAGGCGGGGAUACAGUCAUCUGUCUGGGUCACCGAGCAGACGCAACCGCGAGGACGAGAAUCGGUUGAUAGAUCAGUUGGACGAGGAAUGGGACGACUAGGCUGCGAGGAUGAGGAACGGGACGACUAGGCUGCGAGAAUGAGCAUCGGCUGAUAGGUCGGAUCGAUCAGGAGUGGGACUAACACAUCGCGCGAAGGCCAUCUAUCUUUUCUUCCCAUUGGCACGGAUUGUUUAUUGGAGCUCCGGGAUUUUUUCGCGGGAUAUAAGUGAGUCGUAGGCAACCACCCUAGAUACCCCGUGUGAACAUAUAUAUACAUAGACGAUUCAUGAUUUCCACUAUUAGGGACA
Molecule: messenger RNA, 1891 nt
Organism: Colletotrichum destructivum
Lineage: Eukaryota; Fungi; Ascomycota; Sordariomycetes; Glomerellales; Glomerellaceae
Product: Putative mannose-6-phosphate receptor binding domain superfamily, MRH domain-containing protein
Exons: 4
Coding region: 591-1643 (350 amino acids)
Source: RefSeq, a predicted model, not a curated record